CCCCCUUGUCCUGUACAUUCUGCUAGCCCUCCACACUGCAGCUUUUGUCCCUGUUCUUUGCCCCUUCGUUUUGUUGGUGAGGAUAUCACAGUGAUGUCUGCAUUCAACCUUCUCCAUUUGAUGACAAAGAGCCAGCCAGUGGCCCUGCGAGCCUGUGGGCUUCCCUCAGGGUCACGCAAGGAAAAAAAGACCUGCAAGGUGAUCUUUACUGAACAAGAAUUAAGACAACGCUUGACACCCAAACAAUACCAUGUCACCCAAGAAAAAGGGACCGAAAGUGCCUUUGCCGGAGAAUAUACGCACAAUACAGCAGCAGGGACAUACACUUGUGUAGUUUGCGGAGCUGUUCUUUUCAAGUCUGAAAAAAAAUUUGACUCCAAUUCUGGUUGGCCCUCAUUUUUUGAUGUUGUGAAUCCAGAAGCAAUAACAUAUGCUGAUGACUUUUCAUACGGGAUGCACAGAGUAGAAGCAAGCUGCAAUCAGUGUGGUGCCCAUCUUGGUCAUGUGUUCGAGGAUGGUCCCCGUCCAACGGGUAAAAGAUACUGUAUAAAUUCAGCAUCACUGAACUUCAUAGCAGAGGCAUCAGGUGGUGCCGAAGGAACUAGCGAUUCAGCAGCAUCUCCAAAGACGGAACUGUAAAGGCAGACCCAACAAUAAAGCUUUCUGAUCAUCGGAUCUGUAGUUUAACAGCCAUUAUGUGGAUUCGACAUACUAAUCCUUACAUUAGGAACAAUAUUCUUUAUUUACAUUUACUAUCUUCCAUACAUUAUUUUUUGCCUGCAAACAUUAUUUUUUAAUCCACUUGUUAUCAAGACUAUCACAGAUUGUAAAAAUAUAUCUGUAUCAUAGUUGGAGAAUUUAAUAUGGUAUUAAUAGAUUAUUUUUCUUAUACAAUGGUCCAAAGUGUAAAUGUUAGAAAGUUAAAAUGAACCAUAUCAUGGUCUCUUUUAAGAAAGAAACAACAUUUGUUUUUCUUUAUUUUUUAACAUCUGACUUUUUUCUUUAUCGGACUAAUGCUGCUAAUGCACAACUGUAUGCCAUGUUCCAUGACACUAUGGUGCGCCAUUGGUACAGAAAUAUUGAAAGCAUCUCUAUAAAAGAAGACCAAAAAUUGUGGAAGUGGGGAGGAAGGCUUUGUUAUAUUGAAGUGUGACAUUGUAACAUUUUCAAU
Messenger RNA from Nanorana parkeri, 1171 nucleotides. RefSeq names its product methionine sulfoxide reductase B3 (gene MSRB3). Gene Ontology annotation, cellular component: cytoplasm. Lineage: Eukaryota; Metazoa; Chordata; Amphibia; Anura; Dicroglossidae. Gene Ontology annotation, biological process: response to oxidative stress; protein repair. The transcript is spliced from 7 exons. The coding region runs from base 94 to 639 and encodes 181 amino acids. The record is from RefSeq and is a predicted model, not a curated record. Gene Ontology annotation, molecular function: peptide-methionine (R)-S-oxide reductase activity.